Molecule: messenger RNA, 1824 nt
Organism: Durio zibethinus
Lineage: Eukaryota; Viridiplantae; Streptophyta; Magnoliopsida; Malvales; Malvaceae
Product: heptahelical transmembrane protein 1-like
Biological process (GO): response to hormone
Cellular component (GO): membrane
Molecular function (GO): signaling receptor activity
Source: RefSeq, a predicted model, not a curated record
UUUGAAAGGGAACACAAGCAAAGGAAACUUGAAACUUUUUUUUUUUGUUUGUUCAUAAGUUCAAAACUCAGUCAAGUAAUAGGGUCAUUUUCCGAUUAUCCCACAUGCUUAUUGAUGACCUACCAACAACUUUUCCCCUUACUUUUAAUUUCCUUUCCACACGCUUUGGUUUUUUACAUUUGCAUGCAAAAAGGAGUCCCAUACUAGCCACCAACAAGAAAUUAACUUAUAGGUAUGCUCUAGACAGCGUUUCUCUGCCCCCCCUUAAAUGUUGCAGUUGGUGUAAUUAGCUAUCUGCUAUCCUCCAAACUACGCUCCAAAAAGAAUAAAAAAUAACGAAAAACCAGAAGGAAAACUUCAGCUUUCUUUAUAAAUCUCUAUCAGGGUUUUUUCCUAAGCUUUCAAGGUCAUGACUUUUGUUGAAGAUCAAGCUGUUGUUUUGAAAAGGAAAAACAAAAAGAUGGAUCCGACCCUCGAUUCCAAGCUGGUUUCUCAACCUGUUGAUGUAAAAAACAGGAAGAAAGAUGAUGACGACCAGGGCUCGAACAAGGCUAAAAAACGUUAUGUUUUGGUGUCGUUCAAGGAGCUGCCGGAGUACAUGAAGGACAAUGAGUUUUUACUGAAUUACUACAGGGCUAAUUGGUCUCUCAAGGAAGCUCUUUUUAGCAUCUUUCGUUGGCAUAACGAAACACUUAAUGUUUGGACGCAUUUUCUUGGGUUUGUUCUAUUUUUGGGAUUGACCAUGACCAAUUUGAUGGAAGUGCCACAAAUAGUGGAUCUCAUUACCUUCUUAACCAGGUCUUUUCCUAUUAGUGGCGACACCAAUGUUUCUCAGGAUUCUGAAGACCUUUUUCUGGGAACAGCAAAUCUCAUUGAUUUGAAGCGAAUAACGACCCCGGAAUUGGAUGUUAACCUUCCUGUGACGCCUGUUACACGGUGGCCAUUCUAUGUAUUCUUAGGCGGCUCCAUGUUCUGCCUCCUAUCAAGCAGCAUUUGCCACCUCUUUUCUUGCCAUUCGCACCAUCUAAACCUUACAUUGUUGCGAAUUGACUAUACCGGGAUCACUACCAUGAUCAUCACAUCAUUUUUCCCUCCAAUCUACUAUAUUUUUCAAUGUGAUCCAAAAUGGCACUUUGUCUACCUUGGUGGAAUCACAUCUUUAGGCUUGUUCACCAUUAUAACACUGCUAUCACCAACCUUGUCAACUAGCAAAUUUCGUGCAUUUCGGGCUUUAAUCUUUUCUUCCAUGGGGCUCUUUGGCAUUGUCCCUGGAAUCCAUGCUGCCAUUGUCAACUGGUCUAAUCCACGUCGCAACAUCACUCUGGCCUAUGAGUCUGCCAUGGCCAUAUUCUAUUUGACAGGGACCAUGUUCUAUGUUAGCCGAAUUCCAGAGAGGUUGAAGCCUGGAUGGUUUGACUUAGCAGGGCAUAGUCAUCAAAUAUUUCACAUUCUCGUAGUGAUGGGUGCAUUGGCUCAUUAUGGUGCUUCUCUUGUAUUUUUGGAGUGGCGUGACCGGAAUGGCUGUUAAAAGUUUAUGCAUCACAAGAUAUAAGGUUCUUCUCUGUCUCACCAAAAGGUGGGUUUACGUUUGUUCAAUUAAGUCAUGUAACUGUGAGUAAUAUUCAUUUAUUUUAGUUUUUUUUUUUUUUAAUCUUUUGUGAGGUUGGGGGUGUUGGGAUUUAUGUUUUAUGAUAGUUCAGGUAUUUUUCUCCCAAUGUAUAUUAAUGAUAAGAUAGCAUCGUCAUCAAGGGCCGGCUAUCAGUAAAGCAGCAAUAUGCAAAGAAUCAUACUUGAAAUAAAUUUACUUCUUUUUUUCUUGUUUCA